This is a messenger RNA of Klebsormidium nitens, 1921 nucleotides long. The record is from the annotation of a GenBank genome assembly. NCBI's taxonomy places the organism in Eukaryota, Viridiplantae, Streptophyta, Klebsormidiophyceae, Klebsormidiales, Klebsormidiaceae.
CUUCAGUUGUAAACCAAUCGAGGGACUACACAGUGUACACUCGUCCAGCCUUCCUAUAGCCUCGACCAUCUGCUGUGUGACAAAGUUCCACAAGCAGACAAGCACUUCUAAGGGCGCCCCAGCUGGAUUUGCUGCUCUUCAAAGGUGCCUCAAAACUUCUUAGUAGUUGAAGCUUAGACUGAACUCUUUGCAGAAACUCUUGGCUCAAGCUGACAAGCCCAUGGCUGCUGCAAAUGUGGUGAUUGUUGGGGGUGGCCCAGCUGGUUUGCUGCUGGCGCACUAUCUUCUCCAGCGGGGGGAUGCCUACACAGCAGAGCUGCAUGAGGCGCGUCCAGACCUGAGAACCGAGUCAAUUGCUGCCCGAAACCGCCAGUAUGCCAUCGGCCUCAGCGAGCGUGGUCGCAAUGCCAUCCAGGGCGUAGAGGGGCUGUGGCCGCUAGUACAGAAGGAGGGCGCUGAGAUCAGCCGCUUCGUGCUGCACUUUGGGAAGCGGGAGCAGAAUCUCAAGCGGCGAGCCGACAAACCAAGCCUGCUAAUCAAUCGGUCACAGCUGGCGGCGACAUUGCUGGCGGAGCUAGAGCGGAGGCAUGGUCCAAAGCGGCUCAAAUUGCACUUCAACUCCCGCUGCCUGGGAGCCGACUUCGCGGCCCGCACCGCUUCCUUCUCGGCGUCCGAAAAGUGUCCGUACGACCUGCUCGUGGGUGCCGAUGGUGUCCGGUCGGCGGUCCGGCUGGAGUUCCUGAAGCGUCGUGAGUUUGAUUAUCAGCAGCGGAGCGUGGACAACGCGUGGAAAGUUCUGCACGUGCCACGUCCGCCCGGCAUCGCGGUCGACGCCGUGCACAACUAUCGGUUUCAAAGGCCAGGACAGAGCGGCGGGGGUCCGUUCGGCUUGUUCGCAAAGCGGGACCCGACGCAAGGGGACGUGUUCGCUCUCGCCAUCCCCACCAACGACGGCGGCCUUUCCGUUCUCAUCAGCUGGGAUCCCAAGAAGCCCCCGCGCGACUUCCUGGCGAUUGAGAGAACUGACGAGAUGUCGGCCUUUUUGGAGCGCCUCAUCCCCGGCAUUACAGUCUCGCCCGAGGCGGCCGAAGACUUCCUCAAGCAGAGGGCGUCCGGCUACAUGCAGGUCCGCUGCAGCCGCUACCACGACUCCGCCGGUCGCGCGAUUCUCAUAGGCGACGCUGCACACGCAAAUUCGUCAGCUCUCGGACAGGGUGCCAAUUCUUCCCUUCAGGACGUCGUCGCUCUAGACCGCAUCCUCAGCGAGUCCCGUGACGACAUUGAUGCGGCUUUGCCCCGCUACUCCGAGUUGAUGGUCCCCGAGGGUCAAGCCCUAGCGGAGCUAACCGACAACUUCUUCCCCCGGUCUCGUGCCCUGGCAGCGGUCAGCAUCGCGAGGCAGUUAGCGCUAACCCAGAUCAGUAACUGGUUCCCCAACCGGGUGUACCCGCCCAUACAGAGCCUGACGUCAGAAACGCUCAUGCCGUACUCGGAGAUAGCACGCAUCAAUCGGCGGUGGCUGAACACCGUGCGUAUGUCGAACGAGAAACUCAAAAUGGAAGGGCUACAAUAGAGGAGGAACCCGAAGUUGAAAACGUAACACUGGCCUCACCAAGAGUUGUGGUAAGUUUGUACAUUACACAUUUUUGAGAGUUGCCUUUGGAAGAGGACAAUGGACGGCCAUCAAUGUUCGCCGUUCUCUACCUAACAGAUGCGGUGUUGAAAGAAUGCAGUCCUAGAAAGCCUUUGUGCGGAGCUCCGGUUACUGCUCUUCUUGUUGCCCGUAGACUAGAUAUCUUCGAAACUCGUCAAAUGGUCAAAGGCCAAUUUGGAGUGGCACGUCAAUGAGGUCAACAGACUGCACUGUGUGCGGGUUAUUGUUUGCUAUGCUGAAAGCCAACCGUUGUAUACGUUCUCGUGC